Bipolaris oryzae ATCC 44560 is the source of this 741-nucleotide messenger RNA. RefSeq names its product carbohydrate esterase family 3 protein. The transcript is spliced from 2 exons. Gene Ontology annotation, molecular function: phosphatidylcholine lysophospholipase A1 activity. The record is from RefSeq and is a predicted model, not a curated record. Bases 1 to 741 code for a protein of 246 amino acids. NCBI's taxonomy places the organism in Eukaryota, Fungi, Ascomycota, Dothideomycetes, Pleosporales, Pleosporaceae.
AUGGUCAAACUCGGUGCUCUGGUUCUUGGGCUUCUCAGUCUCACGGCUGAAGUAUGCGCGCAAAAAACCGUCAGGAUAAUGCCCUUUGGAGCGUCCAUUGUCUCACGAUGCUGGCGCGCAAACCUCCAAACCUCACUCCGAGCCGCGGGCAUCACCAAUUUUGAGUUUGUGGGCAGUCAAACAGCACCGACAUGCUCAGGCACCAACAUCGACCCAGACCACGAAGGCCACCCCGGAUCUCAAGCAACUACCUGGGCUGCCAACGCCGACCUGGUUGCCAAGCUGAAGCAGAACCCCCCGGACGUAGUCAUCAUGCUCAUCGGCACCAACGACGUUCUCAUCGGCCAAAAGCCCAUCGUUCAGAUCCUCGCUGCCUACGACGUCCUCAUCGGCCAGAUGCGCGCCAGCAACAGCAAAAUGCAAAUCAUCCUCUCCAACCUCCUUCCUCUAGACCCGGCCCGCUUCAAAGCCACCCCUGUGCAAGGGAUCAAGGACCUCAACGCCGAAAUCGCAAAAUACGUAGCCACCCAAAAUACCGCUGCGAGUCCCGUCCGCUUCGUCGACAACUACUCUGGCUUCGAUGCCGUCAAGGAUACCGAUGAUGGCGAGCACCCCAACCUCACUACAGGAGUGCAGAAGAUGGCAGCCAAGUUCUUUGGGCCGACCCGAGAUGCGAUCAGAGCUGUUAGUGCGGCGAAGAGGGUUAGGACUGUUAGCGUGAGGUGGAGGAACAGAGAAUAG